UCUCAUGAAGCCGGGAUUACAUACUAUGAAACACAUUGAUAGCUUAGUAUACCUUGACGAUUACAUUGACACUCUAGAAGCCUUGCCCCUGGAGCUACAGAGGAAUUUCACGCUGAUGCGUGAACUAGAUGGCUACGCACAAGAUUUGAUGGAAUCCGUUGCCUCGGAAUCAAUAGAUUUCAUCGACAAUGUAAAACAAAUGACACCAGACGAACGAGUUCUCGCACUGAAGAAAAUCGGCACGUUACUAAGCGACAGCUUAAAGCGAGGGGAAGAGAAAGUGUCUUUAGCUAAAACCACAUUUGAUACUGUAGAUCGCCAUUGCAGUCGCUUAGACACUGAUUUACAGAAAUUUGAGGAUGAGCAAAUGUCAGGUCUAGGCCGAGUGGCACCACAAGGAAUAUCAAUAUCAGGGAGAGGCAAAGAUGAUCUUCAUCACGAAAAGAACUCUAGGAAAGAUGCCGGUAGGAAGAGUGAUAAACGUUCAGCACACGAACGCAGAACUGGCAAAGGUGAAGGAACUCCACCUCCGAGAGCACAGACUCCGAAGGACGGUGUUUUGAAAGCCAUCCGUUCUGACAAGGAUAGAGCAAAAGGCGCAUUUUCUGCUGCUGGACGAAACGGUUCUGGAAAAGCAAAAGCUGUCUCUUCUGUGGCAGACAUGCCUAUUGAUCCCAACGAGCCUCUCUACUGCUACUGUCAACAAGUAUCUUACGGCGAGAUGGUUGCUUGCGAUAAUGAUGAUUGCGAAAUUGAAUGGUUCCAUUUGGCAUGUGUAAACCUCAAAACUGUGCCCAAGGGUAAAUGGUAUUGCGAUAAUUGCUCAGCCAAGAUGAAAGGAAAGCAAAGAAAAUAGUGCGUGAUCUUGCAAAGUAAAAAAGAAAGCCAAAAAAAAAGAUAACUUGUUGUACAUAACCCCCAUGCUGUAAUUUCAAUUGGAAAAAGAUA
Messenger RNA from Umbelopsis ramanniana AG, 948 nucleotides. RefSeq lists its product as uncharacterized. Gene Ontology annotation, biological process: regulation of DNA-templated transcription. The record is from RefSeq and is a predicted model, not a curated record. Gene Ontology annotation, cellular component: nucleus. Bases 5 to 856 code for a protein of 283 amino acids. The transcript has 7 exons. Lineage: Eukaryota; Fungi; Mucoromycota; Umbelopsidomycetes; Umbelopsidales; Umbelopsidaceae.